Paralichthys olivaceus (Japanese flounder) is the source of this 2454-nucleotide messenger RNA. It is a transcript of the gene rarga, whose product is annotated as retinoic acid receptor gamma a. Gene Ontology annotation, molecular function: zinc ion binding; nuclear receptor activity; RNA polymerase II cis-regulatory region sequence-specific DNA binding. The record is from RefSeq and is a predicted model, not a curated record. Lineage: Eukaryota; Metazoa; Chordata; Actinopteri; Pleuronectiformes; Paralichthyidae. Gene Ontology annotation, biological process: retinoic acid receptor signaling pathway; regulation of transcription by RNA polymerase II; cellular response to corticotropin-releasing hormone stimulus. Gene Ontology annotation, cellular component: nucleus; transcription regulator complex.
CGUCUGUUGAUUAGUGAUCGCAGGGCGCGAAUGAGACCCUCCUGGAGCUGCUCUACAGCCCACAUGUCCGAGAUGCCAGAGCGGUCUGAAGAACACAGCGGAUACCAGGAAACCAGCACCACAGCCAUGAAGAGAGCCAUUUCGUCAGGCUCUAGCCCCAAGGAGCCUAACUUCUCACUGAACUCAAACAUGGCGUCCAGCAGGGAGCCCAUGCCCAAAGCCCUCAGGGUAGAGAGUGGCUCGGCCCCAUCACCGCUGACAUAUCAUGUGCUGCAGCGCUCCUUUACACCACUAGGAGGCGACACCGCGUCAUAAAUCCCCACGCACGGUGGCUCCACGCACCGACGCCCCAGAGCUGCCACAGUGACGGAGAGAGGCAACCAGCGGAGAAACCAAAGAAAGAGAGAGAGAGGGAGGGAGAGAGAGAGAGAGAGAGAGAGAGAGAGAGAGAGAGAAAGGGGGGCAGACUGCAGCGUGCGUGCGCUUGUCAUCCACUGUUUACUUUGAAACUUCUGGAGGGAGGAGAAGAAGAAGGACUCUGAUGAACGUACACACAUCUUUUCUCCUCCUGGGCUUGAGCCGCUCAUCAGACCAUUCAAGUUCUUGAUCCAUCUGUCGGCCUCAUCAACACGAGAGCUGAAAAGUGAUCUGAUGACUGUUCUAAAGCGGAGUCCGACCUUCCCUCUCUAAAACCUGAGGUCCCGUCAUCGUUCAUCAGUUCCCUACAUCCUGAGGGUCUUCAAGAGGCCACGGAUUUCAGCAUUUCAACCAGGAUUUCCAGGUGUUUUGAAAGCGGUUGCAUUCACACAGCGGCCUGCUGCGGACCCCUUGGUGCUCUGUCGCCAUGGCUACCAACAGGGAACAGCAGGUGGGUCACAUGACCGGCUUCCCACCUGCUGUCUACCCCUUUGCCUUCAACUCCAUGAGAAGCCACUCCCCCUUUGACCUGCUGGCCAACACCAGCCUGUUUGGGAGAUUUGGUGCUGACCUGCCCAAAGAGAUGGCCGCUCUCUCGGUGGAGACCCAGAGCACCAGCUCUGAAGAGAUGGUACCCAGUUCUCCGUCUCCACCUCCCCCACCUCGCAUCUACAAGCCCUGCUUUGUGUGCCAGGACAAGUCCUCGGGGUACCACUACGGGGUCAGCUCCUGUGAGGGCUGCAAGGGUUUCUUCCGGCGCAGUAUCCAGAAGAACAUGGUGUACACCUGCCACAGAGACAAGAACUGUCAGAUUAACAAGGUCACACGCAACCGCUGCCAGUACUGCAGACUGCAGAAAUGCUUUGAGGUCGGCAUGUCCAAGGAAGCGGUCCGCAAUGACCGAAACAAGAAGAAGAAGGACGUGAAGGAGGAGGUGGUGCUUCCUGAGAGCUAUGAGCUAAGUGGAGAGUUGGAGGAGUUGGUCAAUAAAGUCAGCAAAGCUCACCAAGAAACCUUCCCGUCACUGGGCCAGUUGGGCAAGUACACCACCAACUCCAGCUCAGACCACCGUGUCCAGCUGGAUCUGGGUCUAUGGGACAAGUUCAGUGAGCUCUCCACCAAAUGCAUCAUCAAGAUUGUGGAAUUUGCCAAGCGGCUGCCGGGAUUCACCACCCUCACCAUCGCGGACCAGAUCACUCUACUGAAGUCGGCCUGUCUGGACAUACUGAUGCUGAGGAUCUGUACACGCUACACCCCAGAACAGGACACUAUGACCUUCUCAGACGGUCUGACUCUGAACCGCACACAGAUGCACAACGCCGGCUUCGGACCACUCACAGACCUGGUGUUCGCCUUUGCUGGCCAGCUUCUACCCCUGGAGAUGGACGACACGGAAACUGGCCUCCUCAGCGCCAUCUGCCUCAUCUGCGGAGAUCGUAUGGAUCUCGAAGAGCCCCAGAAAGUGGAUAAGCUGCAAGAGCCUCUACUUGAGGCUCUGAAGAUCUAUGCUCGCCGCCGACGCCCGAACAAGCCCCACAUGUUCCCCCGCAUGCUGAUGAAGAUCACUGACCUCAGGGGCAUCAGCACCAAGGGUGCGGAGAGAGCCAUCACUCUGAAAAUGGAGAUCCCCGGGCCAAUGCCUCCGUUGAUCAGGGAGAUGCUCGAGAACCCAGAAGCUUUUGAAGACCAAACAGAGAGCAACGACAGCCCGCCGCCUCCGCCGCCGCCCCCGCCACCUCCACCGCCAGCUCUGGUCUUGAAGCAGGAGGCCGAGGACGAGGACGAUAGCUGGGCCACAGAGAACGGCAGCGAGCCAUCGCCGGAGGAGGAGGACGAGGAUGACGAUGACGACGUGGGAGAUGAAGAGCGAGACAGGGGCUCGGACAGUGACGGGGAGUCCUGGGGGGUUCUGGAUGGCAUUGAUGGGUCGAGGAAAGGCCUUUUCGGGAGGGCGCAGUGAACAGAGCAUUUCAUACACACACACACACACACACACACACACACACACACACACACACACACACACACACACACACA